Exophiala oligosperma is the source of this 1151-nucleotide messenger RNA. RefSeq lists its product as uncharacterized. The transcript has 3 exons. Lineage: Eukaryota; Fungi; Ascomycota; Eurotiomycetes; Chaetothyriales; Herpotrichiellaceae. Bases 490 to 999 code for a protein of 169 amino acids. The record is from RefSeq and is a predicted model, not a curated record. Gene Ontology annotation, cellular component: membrane.
CUUUCCUCGCCAGUUUCAUCUCAAUUCUAUUGACUGCCAUCAUCUUCAAACGUGUUUCCUCUUCUUGCAUCACGGUCAGCCAAAGGUCGCCUUCAUUCACGAUGCUUUGAGGACAUGUUUCAAACGCCAAUCUCCAUGCGCGCCGUUUGACUGAUACAACAUGCUUUCCACUGUACAAACUAUUGAACGCAUUCUGCCGUAUUUAUGAGUACCGGUCUCGCAUCUUUUUCUCAUGGUGUUGAACUCUCCUGGUCACAGAAAACUGACAAAAUCCUCUUCCCUUUGCCGGGAGUGCGCAACACGUCUCGCCUCUCCCGCAUUGAUUUGAUAUCUUGAGACGGCUUUUUUCCCCUUGCAUUCCAUUCUCCCCUCACCUUUCAGGCAAAGAGAGGGCUUUCUUCUUGCAUCAUCUCAAGGUUGACUCUUCCAAGCUGUCACUCUCAUACAUCAGACUUUCAUAAUCGGCAUCGGCCCUUUUCUGCAUACAUCAUGAAGAUGCGUUUGGAUCCUAUGCUUGUGGUCCGCGGCCUACAGGGCGUCCUGGCCUUCAUAGCCAUGGCCGUGGGAGCGACUGUUGCGAACGUCCUCAACUCUCAUAGCCCUGAAAUUCAUGUUCCAGGCACUGUCAUCUUCUACAUCUUCACGGCUGUGUUUACCUUGCUCAUUACCGUCCCCUAUACCAUCAUCGCACCACGGUAUUUCCCGACUCUGGCUCAUCCAUACGCAAUGCUUGCGGCAGAAGCCAUCACUUCGGUCUUUUGGCUGUCCGGAUUCGCCGCCAUGGCCGACUUUCUGAGGAGGUCUACCGUCUGUGACGUUGGUGCGUGCGCAUCGACAAGGGGAAGUGUGGUAGUUGGCGUGUUUGAAUUCCUACUUUUCGCUGUCACCGCUUUCUUUGCAUUCUCUCACGUCUUCCUCGGGGACAGAUUUGCUGGAAAGAAGACGAACAACAAACAACUAGAAGAGUCGAGAUCAUGGUCGGGCGCGGAGCAAGUGUAAAGACACAACGAAAAUUAAGCCCAUGAGGUAAAAUAGGUUUAUCAAAAUUAUGUCAUGCCAGGGAAGGGCAUCGAGGGUGGUGGAAGUCCACAAAAUGCGGGCGCAAGUAUUGUUGUAUACAUACCUGCUCCUUGCUGUACUGUAACAAUAUG